GUUUUUGGGCUAUCACGUAUCGGUACCGUACCGCGUAAUUGCUAGAUAGGCGGAACAAGAACGACCAAUAAACAACGUACGGUAACCGUACCGAUAUAUUAGACUUUCAAAUUUAAUGAGUCUCAGUUCAGGUACGGUACUGUAUUAGUUAACAUACUGACAUACGGUGCCGGUACCGGUACGGUACUCCUCAUACGUCAUACCGUUAUUUCGAUCUUUAAUUGCCAUACCGGUACGGUAUACCGGUACCAACUGCAAAGCUGAAGGAUUCGAAACGGAACGUAAAAAACUAGCGGGCUCCCAGACACACUUGCACGGAUUUUUAUACAUGGCUGCAUGGUGUCGUAACUUAGUUCGAACAGCUAAAAGUAUAUCAAAUUGAAGUCAUGGCUAAUAGAGCAAAGCGUGGCAGCAAAAAAGACAACGUGAAUCUUUUCAAAGAUGGAUUAAACUGGGACAAAUAUUUACAAAUUUGUAACUUGCCUGCAGCACCGAAGGAAUGCUUCGCACAAAAUCAUAGUGAGACUUUGGUGAAUAAUUUCCAAGUUUAUGAUAAACUAGAAGCACAAGAUCCCAGGAGUCCAACAUCUGUUUGUUUGUCCACCGUGGUUUCAUUACAGGGACUUAGAAUACUGUUGAGACUUGAUGGAGGAGAUGCGUGUAACGAUUUUUGGCGUUUGGUGGAUUCUGGUGAUAUUUACCCCCUUGGAACGCAAGAAUCUAAGGGGAUAUUGCUUCAACCUCCACUGGGAUACACAAGAAAUAUGUCAACAUGGUCCAACUUUUUAGCAAAAAAUAGAGAAAAGGGUAAAAAAGCAGGAAAAGACUGCUUUUUGCCUGAACCACAACCUCCAGACCAAAAUUUAUUUGAACUAGGGAUGAAACUUGAAGCUGUCGAUCGCAAAAACCCUGAUUUAAUUUGUCCUGCGACAAUCGGAGAUAUAAAAGGUGAUCAAGUGUUUGUUUCUUUUGAUGGGUGGCGUGGUGCAAUGGACUAUUGGUGUCAAUAUGCUUGUCGGGACCUGUUCCCUGUAGGCUGGUGUUAUGAGAAUGAUCAUCCUCUAACCAACCCCGGGAAUAAGGGAGAUAACCCUGCUGUAGAGGAAAGAUUAAAACAACUUGCUGACAAGUCAAAACGGCAGACUAGAAGUGGCGCUGGUAAUAUUACAGAAACGGAAAAGGGGUCUGGAAAGAAUACUUCCAAUGAAGGCAAUUCGUCAGGAAGAUCUGAAUCACCGUAUGUUAAAAGUACAAGAGGACGAGGCAGAAAUAGAGUUUCGAGAUCACUAACGCCGGUUACUAGAACAGCUGAAGUCUCGUCCAAAUCACCUGCGAUUAGAGAUGAUAGACUCCCCACUGUUCAAGGUUCUUCAGUGACAGAAUCUUCAGCAGAUUCUGAGACUUGUGAUUCUUCAGUCUCUUCACAACAAUCUUCAGAAUCCUCGUCCUCAGAAAACGAAGCAGAAACUUCCACUGGAGUUGAACCGAAAAAGCAGGAGGACCAAGAAACAGAAGAUAACAAUGAUGAUUUAACGAGUGAUAUCGAUGAAUCAGUAGUUGAAGUCAAAAAUUCAAAAGAAUCGGAAAGUCUUGAUAUUUCUUCUGCAAGGAAAAAAGAAAAGCAUGAAAAGAGAUUGAAAAAAAGGAGAAAGAUUAAAAAGAAAUAUAAACGAAUGUACCAGCUAGGUGAAAUUGAUUCUAAAAUUUAUAAAGAGCGAAAACGUUUCGCUUCAACGGGAGAUGAAAAUCAUUUUCUAGUUCGCUCGAAAAAAAGGAAGAAGAAUAAACGCAAACACUCGAUGUCAUCAGUGUACGAUUCGCCAAGGAAACGAAUUCUUGGCUUUGGCACACAAACAUCAACUAGUUUGACAAAUUUUGCAACUCAAAGCUUAUCGUUACAAUCUCCUUCCUUUUUAGAACAUACUUCACCGACUUCACUUUUCGGUUUUAGUCGGGACGAAAUUGUCAAAAAGGCAACUGAAGGCUGGCCUUCUAGACUUAUGGGGAGCUCAAAAAUGGUUGUAACAUCAGAUAACAAGUUGGGAAAGUUCGGUUCGAGUAAAAUAACAGAAAACUCAUGUCAAACGACUCAAGCUGAGACAAAAGGGAGUAAUAAUGAUUCCAUGGAUGUCGAUAAUGCACAAGUUACCACAACAACGCAAAUAGAUGAACAAAAAAUCACAGAAAAAGACUCAAAGCAGCCUGAUUCAACGACGUCUGAAAUUUUAUCGAAAAUUUCAUCGCAGACUGUAUCUUCAACUACAAAUCCUCUUCAAUCACCUUCACCACAACCUGCAGAACCUCGAAGUCCGAAAGAAACAAAAAUAGACGUACAUAUUCGAGAAUCGUCACCACUAGAGGAGCCUAGGAGAAAAAUGUCUCGAAACCCCCAACGCUGGACAGUUUCUGAUGUCGUAAGUUACGUCCGUGAAAACGAGUCUGCUCUCGUAAACCACAUUCAUUUAUUUCAAACGCAUGAAAUAGAUGGACAAGCACUUCUACUGCUUAAUAGCUCACUUGCAGUUAAAUAUAUGAACAUGAAACUUGGGCCAGCGCUGAAACUUGCCAGUCUUGUAGAACGAGUAAAACAACUUGUUUCACCUCCAAGAAGUUCUGCAGAGUGAUUGCCCAGAACAUGUAUAUUUUUCACGAGGCUGUCAAAACCAAUGGAAUUUGGCUGUAUUUAGGACUUUCUUGAUAAUAUUAGACUUGACUCAUAAUGUUUACUUUGGCAAUUGGAAUUGGUUAGUCUGAUCAAAACAUAGAUUCCAUUCAAGAUUCAACUGCGAAUAAAAAUGCGUUUAUUUUUUAAACUGUAUUCAACUCUAGCUAUCGCUGGCUUUAGCAAUUAUGCUGGAAUAGAUCUUCCUAAGUCCCUUAUAACUCUGAUUAAGGCUGAAUUAGUAGGACAAAGAACACUGAUAGGUUUAUAGUCAAGUUUGUCAGAAUUGAAAAUUUGUUUAGUAUUCGAAGCUUUUCGGGGUCUAAAUAUCAGACUUCUGGUUACGAAAUUUCUAAUUAAAACUCAAACGCAUCCAAACGACAAAAUCUCACAAAUUUUGCCAUCUCAGAGUCUAAACGUGGAGAAAGAACCAACAAUUUUGAAUUUGCUCCUAUUGAUUUCCCAGUUUCUAAACCAUGGCCAAGACCCUCAUUUUAUGUGUGUUUUUGUUUUGGUGUAAAAAUCAUUUUCUUCAAAUUCUUCAUU
Styela clava is the source of this 3208-nucleotide messenger RNA. RefSeq lists its product as uncharacterized. The record is from RefSeq and is a predicted model, not a curated record. NCBI's taxonomy places the organism in Eukaryota, Metazoa, Chordata, Ascidiacea, Stolidobranchia, Styelidae. Gene Ontology annotation, molecular function: chromatin binding; histone binding. Gene Ontology annotation, cellular component: nucleus. Gene Ontology annotation, biological process: negative regulation of DNA-templated transcription.